Messenger RNA from Symbiodinium sp. CCMP2456, 356 nucleotides. The record is from the annotation of a GenBank genome assembly. NCBI's taxonomy places the organism in Eukaryota, Dinophyceae, Suessiales, Symbiodiniaceae.
AUGCCAGCACCGCGGAGGAUGCGCCAGCUCCAGCAGCCCGGAACUCUACGGGUGCAGGAAAUGAGAUCACAGAGGUCCUCGGCAAGCCGAGUGGCCAGGCUUCGGCUCCGGAGCCAGCAAAGAAGCCGACCAUCGAUCUCCCGGUUCGGGACGAGGCUGUUAGGGAUGGAGACAGCCACGAGGCUCGCUUCGAAAAUGGGGAGGAGGUGCAGUAUUUCAGCGAGACGAAGGAACGAUGGAUCGACGCGGUCGUGGAAGGCCACCACGCCAAGGACGGGGCCAUCGUCACCUACGACCUCAAUUGCAAGAAGGGGGUUCCGGCUGAGCGGCUGCGCCACUCUGGGGUCCAGUACAAG